Saitoella complicata NRRL Y-17804 is the source of this 1389-nucleotide messenger RNA. RefSeq names its product C-14 sterol reductase Erg24. NCBI's taxonomy places the organism in Eukaryota, Fungi, Ascomycota, Saitoellomycetes, Saitoellales, Saitoellaceae. Gene Ontology annotation, molecular function: Delta14-sterol reductase activity. The record is from RefSeq and is a predicted model, not a curated record. Gene Ontology annotation, cellular component: endoplasmic reticulum membrane. Gene Ontology annotation, biological process: ergosterol biosynthetic process. The transcript is spliced from 2 exons. Bases 1 to 1389 code for a protein of 462 amino acids.
AUGCCGAGAAAAAAGGUGAACGCGCCGAAGGCUGCGACGGUGGACGCGCAGAAGGUCGACACGAAGGAUGUCAAGGCUGUUGGGCCGCUGAACCCCAAGACAACUCAUUAUGAGUUUGCGGGCCCCAUUGGAGCCCUGGGAGUUACACUUUUGACCCCAGCCUUCACCUACCUCCUCUACUUCGCCUGCAACCCAGCGUCAUGCUCUAUCCCAACUAUCUCCGGACUCCAGUCUCAAUGGCCCGGCUGGGCAGGAUUGUUCGACCCGGAAGCUAUUCGGGCGUAUUUGAAGUGGUGGCAGUUAUUGUUGAUGUUGUGGGUCGUUAUCCCUGGACCAUGGGUUGAAGGAACGGAGUUGAGGGAUGGGACGAGGGCGAGGUAUAAGAUGAAUGGGUUUCGGACGUUCGUGGUGGUUAUUGCAAUGCAGAUUGCAGUCUUGCUGAGGUACGGGCCCGGACAUUCAGUGUUUACAUUCGUGUGGGAGCAUUACCUCGGGCUCAUCACCGCAGCCUGCCUCUUCUCAUUCGCCCUUGCGAUUCAUGUUUACGCCUCCUCCUACAUCCCUAUUAAGAAUGGUGGCAGCAAGUUGUUGGCACUUGGAGGAAACUCAGGAAAUGUUGUGUACGACUUCUUCAUUGGCCGCGAACUAAACCCCACCCUCAACCUCCCCUUCCUCCCCGAUCAACCCUUCGACAUCAAGCAGUUUGCCGAACUCCGCCCCGGAAUCAUUCUCUGGGCCAUUCUCAACAUCGCUUUUGCUGCGCACCAGUUCGUUGAGUUUGGAAGGGUGACGGACUCUAUGGUCUUGGUUUGUGUGUUUCAGGGAUGGUAUUGUUUGGAUUCGUUGUGGAAUGAGGAGGCGGUGUUGACGACGAUGGAUAUUACGACGGAUGGGUUUGGGUUCAUGCUCUCUUUUGGCGACCUCGUCUGGGUUCCGUUCACCUACUCUCUGCAGGCGCGAUACCUUGCUUCACACCCCGUCGAUCUCGGCCUCUGGAAAUCCAUAGGCAUAAUUGCGGUUCAGCUCACUGGAUACUACAUCUUCCGCUCCGCAAAUACCCAAAAGAACACCUUCCGCAACACCCCCACCCACCCCUCCGUCUCCCACCUAACCUACCUCCAAACCUCGUACGGCACAAAACUCAUCACUUCAGGCUGGUGGGGAACCGCACGCCACAUCAACUACCUUGGAGACUGGAUCAUGGCAUGGGCGUGGUGUCUCCCCACGGGCUUCGCAACUCCCAUUACGUACUUUUAUGUCGGGUAUUUCGCUGUGUUGUUGGUGCAUCGGGAGAGGAGGGAUGAGGAGAAGUGUGGGAGGAAGUAUGGGAAGGAUUGGGAGGAGUAUAAGGGGAGUGUUAGGUGGAGGAUCGUGCCGUAUGUGUAUUAG